Molecule: messenger RNA, 2070 nt
Organism: Anolis sagrei ordinatus
Lineage: Eukaryota; Metazoa; Chordata; Lepidosauria; Squamata; Anolidae
Gene: SEC62
Product: SEC62 homolog, preprotein translocation factor
Biological process (GO): post-translational protein targeting to membrane, translocation
Cellular component (GO): endoplasmic reticulum membrane; endoplasmic reticulum
Source: RefSeq, a predicted model, not a curated record
CUCCCCCCUCAUCCCCACGUCACCGGGAGACCAGACGGGGACAACAUGGCGGAGCGGAGGAGGCACAGGAAGCGGGUCCAGGAGGUGGGAGAGCCAUUCAAAGAAGAAAAGGCUGUCGCUAAAUACCUGCGGUUCAACUGUCCAACCAAGUCUACCAACAUGAUGGGUCACAGAGUUGAUUAUUUCAUUGCGUCGAAAGCUGUGGACUGCCUUUUGGAUUCUAAGUGGGCCAAAGCAAAGAAAGGAGAAGAAGCUCUCUUUACAACUCGAGAAUCUGUGGUUGAUUAUUGCAACAGGCUUCUGAAGAAACAGUUUUUUCAUCGAGCACUAAAAGUAAUGAAAAUGAAACCAGACAAGGACUUAAAGAAAGAAAAGGAAAAAGAGAAAGGAAAGACUGAGAGUGGAAAGGAAGAUGAGAAAAAGAGCAAAAAGGAAAGUGGGAAAGAUGAGAAGGCUAAGAAGGAAAAAGAAAAGGAAAAGAAAAAGGAUGGUGAGAAAGAAGAAGGAAAAAAGGAUGAGACCCCGGGCACACCUAAAAAGAAGGAGACAAAGCGGAAGUUCAAACUUGAACCUCAUGAAGAUCAGGUUUUUCUGGAUGGAAAUGAGGUAUAUGUGUGGAUUUAUGAUCCUGUUCAUUUUAAAACAUUUGCCAUGGGACUCAUACUUGUGACAGCUGUUAUAGCUGCAACUCUGUUCCCGCUCUGGCCUGCAGAGAUGCGAGUAGGGGUUUAUUAUUUGAGUGUCGGAGCAGGUUGUUUUGUGGCCAGCAUUCUCCUCUUGGCUGUUGCCCGCUGCAUCCUGUUCCUUCUCAUCUGGCUGAUGACAGGCGGAAGGCAUCACUUCUGGUUCCUGCCAAACCUGACAGCUGACGUGGGCUUCAUCGAUUCCUUCCGACCGCUGUAUACUCAUGAGUACAAAGGACCAAAGGCCGACUCAAAGAAAGAGGAGAAGUCGGAAUCCAAAAAGCAGCCCAAAUCUGACAGCGAAGAGAAAUCUGAUAGCGAGAAAAAGGAAGACGAGGACGGCAAAGGCGAACAGCUGGGAAACUUGGGAUCUGAAGGCUCUGGAGGAGAACGGAAUUCAGACACGGACAGCGACCGGCGAGAGGAUGACCGCUCUCAGCACAGUAGCGGCAAUGGAAACGAUUUCGAAAUGAUAACUAAAGAGGAACUCGAUCAGCAGACAGAUGAAGGGGAUUGUGAAGAAGACGAGGAAGAGGAAGAGGACGAGGAAGAUACUAGGCCUUUACAUGAACAAUCGUAAUUAGCUAUAGUUUGGGACUGAAUAUUGUGCAGGCAGUUGGAUUUUCUAUGUUGGCUGGAACACCAUCUUAACAGCGUUUUCUUCUUCUUAUUUACUGAAAUAUACAGUUUAGCCAGACAGCUUUAUAACAUCGUUCCUAAUUUGUUGUUACAAAGAGGAGAAAUGAAACAAAAUACUUAGCCAGAUAAGUUCUAAGUAAUCUAAUGUACACUUACGAAAGCUAUGUGUUUCACAUCUUGUCAAUCAGUAGAUGUUUUGAUCUGUCUAGAGAAUGUCUUCAAGCAUAACUGAAGAACAUAGUUUUGCUUAACAAUAUUUUUGGGAGAUUGCAUGUUUGCAGUAAGUGAACACUUCCAGAAUAGCAAUUUAAAAUGGUAAUUGUUGAAUGACCCUAAGUCUCAAGUUUAGUCCAGGUAGGUUAAUUUGAUUGCUGCUUACGACAAAGUACUCUUCAGUUUAUCAUAUUGAUACUGUUAUUAAUCUUUAUAAAACCGUAAGACUUUUUCUUAGAACGUUUUGUUUGAGAAGAAAACCUUUUUUCUUGAGAUAUGCAAAAUAGUGCUAACUUGGCUGUAGGGUUAUUAUAAGCUUCUUUUUUCUAAAACUGUGUCCAACCAGCUUAGGAAAUCCAGCCUGUUCUGUCCGCCUGGUUCAGGGCAACGGAGUCAUCUCUAGCAGGUUUAAAACGAGAAAAAGAAAACAGCGUAAUUUGGAAGUUACAGCUGCCGUUUUGACCUGCCCCACUAUAAUACAAAAAAAAAGUGUAUUCUGUACAUAACAUACAAAUAAAGUAAACCCCUUAUUUUA